Messenger RNA from Erythranthe guttata (spotted monkey flower), 1996 nucleotides. Its product is annotated as Protein phosphatase 2C family protein. The record is from RefSeq and is a predicted model, not a curated record. Gene Ontology annotation, biological process: protein dephosphorylation. NCBI's taxonomy places the organism in Eukaryota, Viridiplantae, Streptophyta, Magnoliopsida, Lamiales, Phrymaceae. Gene Ontology annotation, molecular function: protein serine/threonine phosphatase activity; cation binding.
AUAAAUAAAUAAAAAUUACCCAAUUGCCACACCUUUCGUCAACUUUCCCCUUCUUCCCUUCCAACAACCCUCUGCAAGUCCACACACUCUCUCUCUCUCUCUCUCUCUCUCUCUCUAUACGUAUACGUACACACAUUAAUCCCUUCAUAUAUAUUCUAAAUUCGAGAUCUAUUCAUUCCUCUUUCAUAGUUUCUUCUUCUUGCCAAGUUUUUCUAUUUUCCAUAAAGUUUCAUAACUGUAUGUAUGUAUGUAUGUCUAAGGUUCCCCACCCUUUUUCACUGCUUUACUUCAACAAAUUUCAGAUUGUUUGAAUCCCUCGGAAUAAUUAUCUUAUUGUUUACUGAAAACAUAGAGCCCUUGCGUUUGUGUUACUGGGGCAUUGAGAAAUCUUUUCGCGGAUCUUAAUAUCUCGAUCUCGGAGAUAACUGUUUGAUUUAGGGGUUCAGAUUUAAAAUUGGUUGUGUGCAUCAGAAUCUUCAUUGCGGUGAAUACGGAAGGAAAUGAAGGAUGUGUUCUUGGUUGGGAAGAUCAGUGUCCACAUGUUUGCGCCCUUUCAGUCGAUAUGCCCGUAUGAACAGGGAUGAUGACGAGGGUUUGGGAAGUGAUGACGAUGCACUUCUCUGGUCAAGAGACCUCGAGAAGCAUUCCAAUGGCGAGUUUUCAUUUGCUGUAGUCCAGGCAAAUGAAGUCCUUGAAGAUCAUAGCCAGGUCGAGACUGGCCGACAUGCCACUUUUAUCGGGGUUUAUGAUGGCCAUGGUGGGCCUGAGGCAGCAAGAUACAUCUCUGACCACAUGUUUAAUCAUUUACUUAGACUCGCACAAGAAAAUGGAAUGAUGUCCGAGGAUAUUCUCAGAAAUGCAACUUCUGAGACGGAAAAUGGUUUUCUAACUCUUGUUAGGAGAGCUUACACAAUAAGACCAACAAUUGCAGCAGUUGGAUCUUGUUGUCUAGUCGGAGUUAUUUGGAAGGGGACAUUGUAUAUUGCUAAUCUAGGAGAUUCUAGAGCUGUAAUGGGGUAUAUGGACAGAUCGAAUAAAAUCGUAGCUGAGCAGUUGACCAGAGACCACAAUGCAUGUAUGGACGAGGUUAGAAAAGAAUUAAAGACUUUACAUCCAGAAGAUUCGCAAAUUCUUGUGAUGAAGCAAGGUGUUUGGCGUGUCAAGGGCAUUAUACAGGUAUCUAGGUCUAUAGGUGAUGCUUAUCUGAAGAGGCCAGAGUUUGCUCUCGAUCCAUCUUUUCCUCGUUUUCAUCUUACGGAACCUCUUCGUCGCCCAGUCUUGAGAGCUGAUCCUGCCAUCUUCACUCGAAAUUUGCAGACGAACGAUAAAUUCGUCAUUUUUGCAUCUGAUGGUCUUUGGGAACACUUGACCAAUCAGGAGGCUGUUCAGCUGGUUCACAAUCACCCAAGAGUGGGGAUAGCUAGAAGACUAGUAAUAUCAGCUUUGUCGAAAGCAGCAAAGACAAGACAAAUAUCUUUCAAUGAAAUAAAGAAACUGGAUAAGGGGGUGAGGAGACAUAUUCAUGAUGAUAUUACAGUUGUUGUCAUAUUCAUAGACCGUGAGAUGAUGGACAAGAAAAACUCGGCACCUGAACUGUCUGUACGAGGAUUCGUGGAUACUGUGGGCCCAUCAACUUUCAAUUUCUAGUAACACGUAAAAUUCAGGAGUGCUCGUUGAAAUCGUCAGCAUAACAUAGCCAAGGUGCACUGCAGCAGUAAUUUUUGAGUUUGUUCGACCACUUGUAUAACCUUGUUUGUUAUAUUAUUUUUUUUGGUUUAUUUUCGAAUUGCAUUUUGAUGACUUUCUUUGUGGAUGGCGCAUUCAUUGUGUACACAGCCUAUUAGUCUUUUUCGUCUCUUUGAUUUGAUUUUCUCGUGACCACGUAGUUAAGUUUCUAAUUUUGUUGGGUGGAAUAAACAUCUAAUGUCACUACAUGUGUAAUGGAUUGUGUUACAAGAGCAAUGGAACGGGAUCGAAAUACUGUGUUACUUGUGUA